Molecule: messenger RNA, 435 nt
Organism: Chaetomium strumarium
Lineage: Eukaryota; Fungi; Ascomycota; Sordariomycetes; Sordariales; Chaetomiaceae
Exons: 2
Coding region: 115-333 (72 amino acids)
Source: RefSeq, a predicted model, not a curated record
UGGCCGAAAUGAAGUUGUGGCAGCUGCGACAAUUGGCCCCCCCGGCUCAAUCUGACUAAAACGAAUCGUAUACAACUUCGAUCUCGGUUGCUUGUUUCCCCCCGUCUUCUUUACAUGGGAUACCUUAUCUUUUUCCCUUUAUCCCGCACUCUGUUACUAUUUCUCAUUUUCCUCUUCUCUUCUCUCCUACUUAGGUCUCUUAUACCUUUUUUCUCCUUUUGUGUGAUGUAUUCGUGUUGCGCUAGAUUUGGUGGUCCAGGUUUCGAAGACCGAGUAUGGCCUUUUUUGACCUUAUCCUGCGCGGUCUCGGCAGCCACGUGGGAGCUAAGCUGAGGGUUAGGGGUCUGGUUAUGAUGUCAUGAGCACAUCAAACAAGCAAUGGGAGAAACAUGCUCGCGUCAACUACUAAAGGGCUUCCUCAGAAGAAGAAAUACC